UUGAUUUCCCAUGAAAGAAAAUGUUAGAAAUAUACUUUGUCAUUAUAUCAUGAAGACUGAUUUUUUUUCAUUUUGACACUGUUUUCAUGCCAAAUAUUGCCUAUCAAAGAAGAAAUAUAGGUGAACAAAAUGUCUGAGGGUGAAUUUGGGGAGCAAGAAGGGAAGGGACUGAGAGGGUCACUGUUAUGCACAGAGCAAUUUGUUCAAAAUGGGAAUCUUGUAAGUGAGAUUGGAGCCAAAAAUAAUGUGUCUAUGCUCCACACUGUGAUCAUAGAAGAUGAGUCUGGGAAGAUCAUAGUGAAAGAAAGGGACUCUGGAAUUGCAAAAGGAGAAAAAGAGAAUGGAAACUAUUUUAUAGACCAAGUGUCUGCUUCACAUCAAUCACCUUUGGAUCCUCAUCAGUUUGGUUUCACCACCAUAUGCAGACACCUUCCGACCUAUUUCAGUGAUAUGAACACUGAUCUCCCUAUUCCAGAAACAGAGCUGGGCCAAGAACUGAUUGACUAUCCAAAGUCACAAAGCCAAGCAGAGUUAUACUGCUUUAACAUUACAGAAAAGGACACCCUGAAAGAGCAAAACAAUUUUCUUGCAGCAUGUUCCCCCAAAACAUCUCCUGCUCUUGGGGAAGUACAUAUACCAGAGCAGAUUGAGGAUUUGAACCAAAACCUAAGCCUGGAGUGUGCUACUCACAGAUCAGGCAAAUGUGCUACAGUUAACUACACAGGUCAGCAGACCAGGAGGCUUGCAUCAACUGUAGUGUCCAAAGGCAAUCCAGAUGGAACCAAGGGAAAAAAGUGUCCACCAGAAACUCCCGAAGAACCUGUUCCACCUACCCGGAAAAAGUCACGUACAUUCUACAGUGCUGGACAGCUAGAUGAGCUAGAGAGAAUGUUCCAGGAAGACCAUUACCCUAACAAUGAGAAGCGCAGAGAAAUUGCUGCUGCUGUUGGUGUGACACCACAGCGGGUUAUGGUCUGGUUCCAAAACCGCAGAGCAAAGUGGAGAAAAAUAGAAAAAUUGACAGUGAAGGGGAACCAGAAAUGUUCAGUUACAGCAUCAGCUUUGUCGAUAGGCCCUCAACCAAGUUCUCAAUGUACAACUUUGCUGCCUGUGCCCCAGCUGUCUAGUAGUGUGCAUGAUCGAUCCACUGUACUCAUGACAGGAACUGCAACUAUCAACUAUUCCAGUAUGCUUAGUGGACAGGCUGCUCCACUGGCUUCCAUUUCAGUUACUGGCAGGACAACUCCAUAUGAAUCUUUUCAGACAAAAGCCCAGGGAACAUUUGGUACCCUCAAGGAAGAACUCCUUCCUGCCAUUCCAAGCCCCCCACCAAUCCGCAGGGCCAGCCUCCCACUCAGCAUGGUUUUUAACUCAAACAGUCACAUUGUUCCAUUGACCCCUAGCAGUGAAUACAGCCCAUCCAGCCAGGAAAACAGCUCCAGUGAGGCCUUCACUUACAACAUCCAAACCGAAAGUAUCAAUUCACCUGUGCACUGCAGUUUCCCUGAACAGCUGGAACCUACAGCCAACCUAGAAACCUCAUAUUAUCAGCCAAGUACCCAGUCUGGGGCCUACCAAUUUUGCCAGUACCCGCAACAUCAAGUGUCCCAGUUACACCACUUCCCAAUCCAGCUCACUGGCAAUGCGUUGCCCAGUGUCCACCUCACACCAGCUACACCCAGUAAAUCCAGCACAGCAAUUUUCUCCCUACCUGGCAACAGUAGUCUUUUGACAUAUGGAACAACAGAGGCUCCUCGGGGGUAUCUGCAGAAUCACUUAAGAGGACAGCUUCUAAUACAGCCAUCAACUGGGAGCUCAGGCUACAUCCCUGCAUUCCAGGCAGUGCCCUGGAAUGAAUUUUAUCUUCAUGGAACUUCAUUUGCCAAUCAACUUUGCUCCGAGAUGCCAUUUUUCAGCUCAGGAGGAGGUUGUUAUUCUGCUGAGCAGGCAGAAUACAGUGAGAACCAGAGUGUGCCACCUGGUUCCUGUCUGCUUUAUGGUCCCAAAGCUGCAGUGCCAGCAUUAUUCCCAGCCAAACAACUGACAGCAGCAGAUCCAAAUGCAAACUCUGACUACCAGUCACAGGUAGAACACACAGUACCCCUUGAGAAGCACUCUGAUGCUGACAACAUCCUGAAAGAUGAACAAAAUGUUGCUGGCGGAAGAAAGGGACAAAUGAUGCCUGUACUGUAAAGGGCAGUUAGUCUGUGCUGGAACAGUGUCUGAAAGAAAUGCUGUAUAUUUUCAGUGACAUUCAGAAGCAGCAGAAUCCCUAGAGCCCAAGCGGACCCCAUUUACUACAAGCUGAUUUUGGAUCCUCCUGGGCAAGAAGGAGAAUAAGGAUUUCUUGUUCUACCUAAACCUUUUUUGAGCAACAAGACCUUCCUGGACUCAAGAAUGUUUUCAUGUGAGUUCUUAGUUCUGAUGCCUUUGUCUUUACUUCUGGCUAUAUUGCACCAUGGCUCAGCCCUCUCAUUCAGGCUCAUUACAUGGACAUAGAAUCAAAGGCUUUAUACUAACAAGCAAGUGGGCAAGCACUGAAGCUUUGACCUUAAUCUUGACCAAGACACUUCCCUCUAGAUCAAAGGGCAAUGAAAAUGAAUGGGAGGGAGCGGAUUCCACAGGCUGUUAAUCGGGUAGGACAUCUGUUUUUCAUUCAGUGGGUCUCAAAUUUUAUUCCCAUCUCCUUGAACAAAUUUUCUGCCUUCUGGGAAGAAUGGAAAAUGACAAACCUUUAACUGACUGUCUAUACAUGCAUUUUCAUUUUCAGUAGAGAGACAUAAUAGAGAGACAUUGUUUCUAUGUUUCUAUAAUAUACUUGCAGGCUCUUCUGAGUGGUUCUGCUGUUUAAAAAAGAUUAAAUGUCUAUAAACUGUGUGCAUGUGGGGAGGAGAUAGCUACUUUUUAGUUGUCCUUCCCCCCUUGCUUUGCAUGUUAGAAACAGAGGAACAGAGCAAGUCAGAAGGGGUC
Varanus komodoensis (Komodo dragon) is the source of this 2970-nucleotide messenger RNA. RefSeq names its product NOBOX oogenesis homeobox (gene NOBOX). Gene Ontology annotation, biological process: regulation of transcription by RNA polymerase II. The coding region runs from base 130 to 2193 and encodes 687 amino acids. The record is from RefSeq and is a predicted model, not a curated record. Lineage: Eukaryota; Metazoa; Chordata; Lepidosauria; Squamata; Varanidae. Gene Ontology annotation, molecular function: DNA-binding transcription factor activity, RNA polymerase II-specific; RNA polymerase II cis-regulatory region sequence-specific DNA binding. The transcript has 10 exons.